Polypterus senegalus (gray bichir) is the source of this 3540-nucleotide messenger RNA. It is a transcript of the gene klhl32, whose product is annotated as kelch-like family member 32. Gene Ontology annotation, molecular function: protein binding. The coding region runs from base 299 to 2161 and encodes 620 amino acids. Lineage: Eukaryota; Metazoa; Chordata; Cladistia; Polypteriformes; Polypteridae. The record is from RefSeq and is a predicted model, not a curated record. The transcript is spliced from 11 exons.
CUGUGCCUUCCCCACUAAUCUGAUGCUAGCUGAGGUCGAAGGCGGAGUUUACUUGUGACCCUAUUGACAGCGUGUGUAGCAGCUAGCUUGAGCAGAGACCUAGAAGCAAAAAUCUGCUUUUCACAUUGUUCUUUACCUUUAUUUUAAUAGUACUGCCUGACCAAAUGCGGAAUAUCAGGUGACAGGACAGAAGAAGGACUUUAAUGGCAUCGGCACAUCUAGCCUUGUGAGCCUUAUUGGAGGUAGCUGCCCAGAAGAGGAUUCUCUGCCAACCCUAAAGCUGCAUCUGGACACAAACAUGCCUUCUGAGAUGUGCCUCAGCAUUCAAAAAAUGCUCACAGGUCAAAGACUCUGUCAGUCCAAGUCACAUAAGGAUAGUGUUCUUGCAGCCUUGAACCAGCAAAGAAAUGAUGGGAUACUCUGUGAUGUCACUCUGAUCGCCGAGGAACAAAAAUUUCAUGCUCACAAGGCUGUGUUGGCUGCAUGCAGCGACUAUUUCAGGGCAAUGUUUAGCCUUUGUAUGGUGGAAAGCGGUGCUGAUGAAGUAAAUCUGCAUGGCGUUUCCAGCUUGGGACUGAAGCAGGUGCUCGAUUUUGCUUAUACAGGACAGAUCUUAUUGGAGCCUGGUGUUAUACAAGAUGUUCUGGCUGCAGGUAGUCAUCUUCAGCUUCUGGAGCUCCUUGGCCUGUGUUCACACUACCUUGUCCAGGAGUUAAACAGCUUCAACUACCUGGACUUGUACAAGCUUGCAGAUCUCUUCAACUUAACCUUGCUGGAGGAGGCAGUUGUGAGCUUUCUUGUAAAGCACUUGUCGGAACUUCUGAGCAACCAUGAAGAAGAGGUCCUCAUACUCCCGUACCGACUUUUGAGAGAAGUUCUGAAGAGCGAUCAUCUAACAUCACUCAGUGAGGAACAGAUAUGGCAGCUGGCAGUGAGGUGGCUUGAGCACGAUUGUCGCUAUCAAUACACUGAAGAGCUUCUGCAAUAUGUACGCUACGGACUCAUGGAUGUGGACACUCUCCAUAAUUUGGCGCAGUCCCACUCUCUGGUGCGCACCAGCAAAACUGCCUCCUCAUUGAUCAAUGAGGCCUUAGAGUACCACCGCAGCACCUAUGCACAGCCAAUCUGGCAAACCUUACAAACAAAGCCUCGUUUCCAGUCAGAAACCCUCUAUAUUGUCGGUGGCAAAAAAAGGGAGAUCUGCAAAGUAAAAGAACUACGUUUUUUUAACCCAGUGGAUCAGGAGCAUGUUCACAUAGCUGGAGUGUCAAACUGGAGUGAGCUCGCCCCCAUGCCAGUAGGAAGGAGUCAUCACUGUGUGGCCGCCAUGGGGGAUUUUCUUUUUGUCGCCGGAGGGGAGGCAGAACAUGCGACUGGCCGCUCGUGUGCUGUAAGGACUGCUUGCCGCUAUGACCCACGGAGUAAUAAGUGGACUGAGAUUGCUCAGAUGAAAAAUUGUCGGGAGCACUUUGUUCUUGGGGCUCUUGACAAAUAUUUGUAUGCAGUGGGAGGAAGAAAUGAACUACGCCAGGUCUUGCCAACAGUUGAGAGAUACUGCCCCAAGAAAAACAAGUGGACCUUUGUGCAGUCGUUUGACAGGUCGCUGUCUUGCCACGCCGGGUGUGUUUCAGAUGGCUUGCUCUGGAUAUCUGGUGGUGUGACAAACACGGCUCAGUAUCAGAACAGAUUAAUGGUAUAUGACCCUGGUCAGAAUAAAUGGAUUAGUCGCAGUCCCAUGUUGCAAAGAAGAGUAUACCAUGUCAUGGCAGCAGUUCACAGAAAGCUUUAUGUGCUGGGGGGGAAUGAUCUGGACUACAACAACGAUCGAAUUUUGGUACGCCAGAUAGAUUGCUAUGAUAUUGACAUGGACCAGUGGACACGCUGCAGCUUCAGUUUACUUACAGGGCAAAAUGAGUCAGGAGUUGCAGUUCACAAUGGAAGAAUCUAUCUUGUAGGUGGAUAUUCAAUAUGGACAAAUGAGCCAUUAGCAUGUAUUCAGGUUCUGGAUGCUAGCACAGAGGGAAAAGAAGAGGUGUUCUAUGGACCAACUCUUCCAUUUGCUUCCAAUGGCAUUGCAGCCUGCUUCCUCCCAGCUCCAUAUUUUUCUUGCCCCAACCUUCAGACCCUACAGGUUCCUCAUCACAGAAUUGGCACUGUGUAAAAUGAAGCAGAAGUUCACUGUGCGUAAUAUUGAAAGAUGAUGCCUCUGUUUUACUCACAAUGGCAUAAGUACAAAAAAGUCAAUCUGGUGAGACUGAAGUGUCAAGCAGCCACUGUAGCACAGAAAGUCAUCUUACCAGUUCAGUGCGACGAAUGUAAACAGUAGGUUGCACACUCUAGGUCGGAAGAAAAAGUUUCUUUCUUCACAAAUAAAUGAACAUUUACUGGAAGGUUAAUUUCUUAAACAAAAACAAAAAAAUGUGGUGCAGCAAAAAAAUAAAGCUGGGUUGAAUUUGUAAACCAAAACAUAACUUGUAUAUAAUCCUGAUCAAUAAAGCUAGCAAAUGUCUAAAAUCAAGAUAAAUGAAGCAUACAGCUCUUCACUGGAAUUGAGAAAAGGAGCAAAACAUUCAUAAUUGCAUAAAUGUACUCUUUCUGUUAGACUUGAAAAUGAUUUAAUAAGCAUCUCUCUGAAAAAGUGCUUAAAACACUGUAAAAAUAGGCACAACUUUGGAUCAUACGGCUUUCCGGUGUACAUCUCAUUUUCUUAAUCAUCAGGGGGUCGGCUCAUUCAAAAAGACGUGCCAAACCACUGCUGCACUGAAUCCUUUUGCCUGCUACGUCAUGUAUAAGUAUAUCCAUAAAUAUUAAUGAAUUCAUUUUGCUCUGUAUUUAUGUCUGAAGAGAGAAUGAGAGACACGCUAUAGUGCAAAUUUAAUGCAUUAAGCUUUUAGAGUGUGUAUUACCAAGUGAACCACUGACAAAAACAGAUGGCGUCACCUCCUCCAUGGCAGUGUUAGCAUUGCAGCAUGCACAACUGCCUGGCAUCCCCUUUUUUCACAAUGCUUUCCAGUACAGCUCAUUUUUUUGCUUGGCUGGGUUAAAUGAAGUCAUAACACAAAUGUGAUAUUGUUAAAAGGAUAAAUUAAUUUACUUUGGUACUUUGGUUGACUUGAAAUGUGAAGUGUGCUGUCCUUUAUAUGCCUGGACCAUUUGUCUUCUUUGUUCUGGCAAUUUUGUGCCACAUUACUGUAAUAUAACACCAGUUUAAGUUUUACAAUGCAAUAUUAGUAAGAGUUUAUAUUAAUGAUGUUUUCCCAUCAAACAGUAAUUCUCAGCCUAUUGUAUCCUAUACAGUACAUUUGCUAUUUUAUUUUCGUCACCCUCUUUCCAUUCCAGGGUCAAUCACAAGCUGAGUAUUAUGGAACACAAUCCUUGUUCAGAUGUUUGGUUGGGCCAAUUUAGAGCUGCAAGUUCACCUAACCUAUGAUAAGCAUGCAAAGCGGACAUUCAACAUUUUUGACCAGCAUCUACGUCAAUUCCCAAGAUAUUUUAUACCUUUUUUAUUGCUAUUUUUUAUUUAUCUUCCAAAAUGUGGAU